Spirometra erinaceieuropaei is the source of this 3808-nucleotide messenger RNA. The record is from the annotation of a GenBank genome assembly. NCBI's taxonomy places the organism in Eukaryota, Metazoa, Platyhelminthes, Cestoda, Diphyllobothriidea, Diphyllobothriidae.
AUGUGUGCUCCGUGCGUAAAGACAAAACAACCCAACCUGCUUUUUGGUGGCCGUUUCUUGAGCGGUCUCAACAGCGGUAUCACCAUUGGUGUGGCCUCACUCUACCUGACCGAAAUAGCUCCUCUCAAUCUUCGAGGUUUCAUCGGGGCCUGCCAUCAACUGGCCGUCACAAUGGGCAUCGUUAUUUCCUACUGUGCAACCAUCAAACAAGCCUUCAACACGGCUGAGCUGUGGCCGCUUGCCAUUGGUAUCGGAGCCAUUCCACCAGCCCUCUCCUGUUUCCUCCUCCCCAUGUGCCCUGAGAGCCCACGCUACCUCUAUCUCAUUAAACAACGAGAAGAGGAUGCCAAAAACGCCUAUGCCCGUCUAAGUCCUGAAGGUGUGGAUAUGUUUACUGCGGAAAUGCGUGAGGAAGCGGAGGCCGCGAAAAAACAACCAGAAUUCAAAUUUAUGCAACUUUUUAAGCAGCCAGAUCUCCGAUUGCCUGUCGCCAUCGCAGUGCUGAUUCAGGUUCUGCAACAGCUCUCGGGAAUCAAUGCUGUAAGAGUUUUUAUACUAUCGUAGUCUUCUUCUGCUCGGGUUUAUUGAUUUUGAAAAAGUCUAUUUCAGUGGACGUAUACUUUUUAUUGAUCAGUGCCAGGUCUGUAAAGUAAUAGAAGUAAGUUAGGGUAAAGCAACCAUAGUUAAGACACCCAUUGAACAGUAGUUAUGGAGGUGAGUGUUGGGGACUGUCAGGCAUGUGGGGGGUAAUUAUAAAGUAUUUUUGUCAGGGGGUUCGGCAGAGGGAAAAUGGAAAGGAGUCUGACGAGGAACUACGCUCCGGUUUCAUAGCUGCCGCGCGACAAGACGGUAUUCGGGAACGAACAUUUUGACCUCAUCUUGGACCAGGGGAGCUUGAGGGUUAUUAUAGACGCAUUCUGAGAGCACAAGGCUGGGUUGGCUAACCGUAUGGCCACUGCUUCUGCCAUCUCAAGCGUCAGUUGGCUUGGGAACUUGGCGUAUCCCACUGACACUUUAUAAAUAACUCGGAAUGCUUGGUUGACACCUGCACAGCGGCCGUUGCCUUCUUGGGCUAAUGACCCAUCAUUAAAUUUCCUUAACAAGACCUUGACAAUUGGAGGUAGACUUGCCGUUUUCAUGUGCUGUGGAAUAGGUGAAAGGAAGCAUUGCAAUACCGCUCUUUGGUCCUCAUGCCACAUCACAACGGCCAUCAGGUCUUCGUUCUUUGAAAAAAGAACGCAAUUAUUAAAAGCCAUAGAGAGGACAACAGAGAUUUUGGUGAAGGGGGGGGGGGGAAGAAUCGAAAACUAAGCCGUCGGACUUUUUGAGUUCUUAAUAACGAGUCUGUUCAAAUGUGGAAAAACUCCAGUCGGUUUCGUCUCGAGUCCAGGUAAAUCCCCGCGGUUGCCUUGGCAGUUGUCACCAGUCCUUCACUGGUCUGCUUCCUUGACCCUGAUUGCAUCAGUCCAGCAGGCUAGAAGGGGGCGAGACUUAUGUGUCUGUUGACCAAUGACAUUUCGAUGGGGGCAUCCAUUAUUUCUUUUGGGUAUUUGGAGGGACAGAUUGAAAUCACCCCUUCUAAUCCGCAUUUACAAUAAUAAAUGAGGAAGUUGACUCUACUAUAACAUGCGAUGUGACCAGGAUCCAGCUGAUCGAUACAUGGAGCUACCCCGCACUUAUCGCGUCCUAUGCUCCUAGAUUAAGGGAUACCAGCUAGUCUCAUCAUUGGCGACUGUGAGGUCUCUCAGGGCGGCCACCCGCGGAGACAAGAGGCGGAUCUGAUAGGCUAAAUCCCACAUUUAAACUACUUGCCCUGUUGUGUUCUCACAUCUUCGAGGAGGGAAAUGCUGAGUAGACGCGGUAAGAUGUGGUUCUGUAGCCGCACCUGACGGACACAAUACUGUUAACCUGCUUAUUUAUUCUGAGUUGGUGUGAUUCAGUUGGCAUGAUGUUGAUGUGCGUUGCAGUGUGUGUUCUGUUGUCGGCCUUGUUUCUUUGUUGCCGUGUCGACCUUUUUCGGAUCAAAGCCGGUGGUCCUUCUUGACUUUCGGUCUGUCUUCUCCUUCUGGCUUUCGCGUUCGACAUUUCAGGGUUAGGGUCAGGGACCAGAGUUAGGGGUUAUGGUUAGGGGUUAUGGUAACUAUUCCUCAGCCACUCAAAGUACAACCGCGCAUUCCCAAUAGCUUUCCUUUUGCAUUUAAAUAUUUGACCUCGUCGCCUGUGCGUCCCCCGGCCCCACCUGUAAAAACCCCUAUUACCAUCUGUCCCAUAUAACAGGUGGCUGGGGUUUGUUUGCCUCAGGUGCGGCUACAUGACCACAUCUGACUGUAGACACUUCCAAUUUGCUCGGUACUUCCUCCCUGUCUUCACCACGAAAGAACGCCCUGUAAAAAGCAUUUCUUCGAUUUCUGAAAUUUUGAGACAGCAGACCCAAACCAGAGGUUAGAUUCGUUUUACACCCCUCAAAAAUUAGAUAGGCAAUCGAAGGAAACUACUUUAUAUUGGACUUGUUCCAACGGUAAAGAUUUAAUAACACGAUAUUUCCAUCAACCUCAGAGGAAAGGUAAACAUCAACUUCUACCCCUCCUUCCAGGUCGUUGCCAACUCGUCUACUAUGCUCAAAAGUGCAAGUGUGCAGGAGGAACAGAUCCAGUACUUCGUCGUGGCCAUCGGCGUGCUCAACGUGAUCUGCACAAUUGUCGCUCUUCCACUGCUCGAGCGUGCAGGCCGUCGAACACUGCUGCUCUGGCCAACAUUCGUACUGGGCGUAACGCUGCUUUUGUUGACCGUAAUGGUGUGCAUUCUGGACAGCAAGCCGGAUAACCAGAAGGAGCCCUAUGCAGUCGGCUGCGUUGUCCUCCUCUUUGUCUACAUUGCCUGCUUCGCUGUCGGACUGGGACCAAUUCCAGCUCUGAUUGUUGCCGAGCUCUUCCGUCAGGGACCGCGAACAGCUGCCUACUCUCUCAGCCAGAGCGUCCAGUGGCUUUGCAACCUUAUGGUUCUCCUCACAUUUCCCGUCUUGAACGUGAGUUCUUUCAUUGGCUUUUCGUUAUUUUUAUUUCCGUUUUCUCGCCUCUCCUUUAAGUUGUUGGAUCUGUAUACUUUUUUCAUCUUCAUGGGCAUGUUUUAAGACAUCCAGAAAGCUGAAUCUUCCUUUCCAAAACCGAAAAUGGUUGGCCCUGUAAAUGAUUUAAGGUUAUCUGUCCUCCCGUUCACAAUCUCUUCUCCCUGACCAACGGUAGUACGCCUAGAGCCGGCUGACAUCGUCUCUCUGCCCCGUACAUCUCAGGGUUUACGAAGGUGCUUCCGCUUGGUUGCAAGUUGGAGCUCCCGUCCGCUAUCAUAUCUGGCUAGGUUCAGUUUUAAAAGUAAGAAACUGACAUAACUUUGCCAUAAGCGAAUUGUUGACUGCUUUGCAUGCAUUGCCGAGAAAACUAUAAUUUCAGAUAUAAACCUUUGGCUCCCAUCAAGGGCAGCUCUCUCCCAGGUCCCUUGUCUGAGUCGCCUAAGGUGGGGCGAGAUCUCCGCACUGUCCUCGAAUAAUUCGUUCUGCAGUUUUUUGACUAUGCACCUACCGAAUGCUUCUUCGUUUUCUUUACAGAAAACAAUGAAGGGCUACGUCUACCUGCCCUUCUUUGCAGUGGUUGUCGUCUGCUGGAUGUUCUUCUUUAUUUUCAUGCCUGAAACAAAGAACAAGACCUUCGAUGAAAUAGCCAAGGCGCUCGCCUCAAACAACAACGUUUCCAAUUCUACGCAGUAUUAUCGCCCUGGAAACAAGCAGCCAGCCAUUCCCUCUCGCUUUGAAUAA